Messenger RNA from Hyla sarda, 1028 nucleotides. Its product is annotated as zinc finger protein 135-like. The coding region runs from base 128 to 1012 and encodes 294 amino acids. The record is from RefSeq and is a predicted model, not a curated record. Gene Ontology annotation, biological process: regulation of transcription by RNA polymerase II. The transcript has 4 exons. Gene Ontology annotation, molecular function: RNA polymerase II cis-regulatory region sequence-specific DNA binding; DNA-binding transcription factor activity, RNA polymerase II-specific. NCBI's taxonomy places the organism in Eukaryota, Metazoa, Chordata, Amphibia, Anura, Hylidae.
ACUACACCUCCCAGGGAGCCUUGCUGACGGCGCUGGCGGUCACGUGCUCGGCGGCCGACCAAUCAGGCGGCGCCUGCCUUUUGUCUGCUUCCUAAGGUUUCAGACGGGGAAGAUCCAGCUAUUCACUAUGUCUGAACAAGGAAAUGAAAAUGAAACAUCACAGUUUUCGGCAUUGGGACCAGCAAAUGAAGGCGGAGAAUUGCAAGAAAGUGACAAUCCAUUCCCCAGUAUAUUCCCACCUGACGCCAACAAUGAGUCGGAGAGUAAACCCCGCAGUGUUACGGAAUCGGGAAACGCUGUAAGUUUAGAAGUGCCUGAUAGUGAGGACACAGAUGACUCCAGCGAACCUUUUCUUCCAGAGCAAAAGUCUGGAAUAACAACUCCUCGGCCAUCCCGAGAAGUAUCCGAAAGACACCACCUUGAGACGUCUCCUCCUCCGGACACCAUUGUGGAGAAUUUUCGGAAAGUUUCCAGCACGGACUCUGGUAGCGCAGCUCCUAGGGCUGACGUAGAGGACUUGAAUGAUUUCCGCACUGAUGGCUCAGAUACGUUUCAUUGCGAUAUCGAAGAGGAAGCCGGUACCGAGCUCGACAGCAUGUCUUACCCGUCGGCUUUCGACCAGCACACGAGGGGUACGGGCGACAAGCCGUAUGGGUGUAAAUUUUGUACUCGUAGGUUCUCCCACAGAUCGAGCCUCUAUCGACAUCAGAAAAGCCACAGCGGUGAAAAGCUCUACAAAUGCACCGAGUGCAAGAAAUCCUUCACCAACUCCUCGAAUCUCAGCGUUCAUUCCAGAAUCCACACCGGGGAGAAACCAUAUGAGUGCAACGGGUGCGGGAAGAAGUUUACACGCAAAUUUGCACUUGACCAGCACGUGAAAAUCCACAAACAGGAGAAGUUAUAUAUAUGCUCCCACUGUGGGAAGAGCUAUUACGACUAUUUCUUUCUCCUCAAACAUCAACAGAUGGAGAGGCCUUCUCCCCCGUAUAUUCCUGACAGUAUUAUGAAAUAAAUCAUGUCGUAUCUGU